GUUGUGACUCGGGCAGCCUAUCCCGAGGGUGGGGAGCCGCCGUGGAGCCGGAGCCGAGCGGUACUCCGCCGCGUCACGUGCCGGGGUGGGGGCUAUAAAAUACCGGAGCCGGGGCGCCGGGCUGGGGACGUGAGGACCAGCCCUCUCCCGGGACCCUUUUGUUCGCAGCCCAGACGCCGACACCUCCGCGUCCCCAAGGGCUUGACCGCUUGCGCCCGCGUCGGGGGCCGAGCUCUGCGCAGGAGAGGGGAGGGGCGCCCGGCCGGUCGGGGCCUGCAGCCGCCCACCCCUCCCGACAUGUCGCGCUCCUUCUAUGUGGACUCGCUCAUCAUCAAGGACUCCUCCCGGCCCGCGCCCUCCCUGCCGGAGCCGCAUCCCGGGCCGGAUUUCUUCAUCCCGCUGGGCAUGCCGUCCCCGCUGGUGAUGUCCGUGUCGGGGCCCGGCUGCCCGUCCCGCAAGAGCGGCGCGUUCUGCGUUUGCCCGCUCUGCGUCACUUCGCACCUGCACCCCGCGCGCGGCCCGGGGGGCGCCGGCGGCGGGGGCGCAGGGGCCGGGGGUGUAGGCGCAGGGGGCGGCGGGGCGCCGGGGGGCGCCGGGGCCCUCCCUCUGCUCAAGAGUCAGUACUCUUCGGGGCCCGGGGACGCCCAGUUUUGCUCCCGCAUGAGCCACGCGCACCAUCACCACCACCCGCCGCAGCAUCACCAUCACCACCACCAGCCCCAGCAGCCCGGCUCCGCCGCUGCGGCCGCCGCGGCUGCAGCGGCCGCGGCCGCGGCGGCCUUGGGGCAUCAGCAGCACCACGCACCUGUCUGCGCUGCCACCACCUACAACGUGGCGGACCCGCGGAGAUUCCACUGCCUCACCAUGGGGGGCUCCGACGCCAACCAGGUACCCAACGGCAAGAGGAUGAGGACCGCGUUCACGAGCACGCAACUCCUGGAGCUAGAACGGGAAUUCUCUUCCAACAUGUACCUGUCUCGACUGCGGAGAAUCGAAAUCGCCACGUACCUGAACCUUUCAGAGAAGCAGGUGAAAAUCUGGUUUCAGAACCGCCGAGUGAAGCACAAGAAGGAAGGGAAGGGCACGCAGAGGAACAGUCACUCAGGCUGCAAGUGCGUCGGCGGCCAGGCACACUACGCGCGCUCCGAGGAUGAGGACUCCUUGUCCCCGGCCUCGCCCAACGACGACAAGGAGAUUUCUCCCUUAUGAGGGAAGGCUGCCUCCCUCUCACCACUUGCUCCAGUAGCCCUUGCCUCGACUACUUGGCGGGCACCCAGGGGCCAAAAUCCUUGCUCAUUCUGUGGUCCCACCCGGAUAAGAACUGAACUGAGCGAUGGGGUAUAUGCCUCGCCUGACCUGCGUGUCUCCUUCUCGACCUACCUGUGUGGGUCUCCACUCACGGUUUUAGAUAGUUUUCUUUUUUAAUGUAAAUAAUUUAGAAUUCAACUCAGUCUUGUCAUAGAAUGGAGAAAAAGCAGGGUUGGUUUAACACUGAGGGUUUUUGAAAGCGCAUGUCACUUCCCCUUCACGACUGUUUUUCAGAACCUGACAAGAGCUUGGGGUUUCAUGAUUUCCUUUCUGUUGUUGUUCUUUAAAUGAAUUGCAAAUAAUUUAGAAAACUGAACCCUGUAGGUCCUGCUUUCUGAAAAUGUAUCUGGGGAGAGUUUAAAAUUCAAGCCGCUGGAAGUCCCUUUG
Talpa occidentalis (Iberian mole) is the source of this 1695-nucleotide messenger RNA. It is a transcript of the gene GSX2, whose product is annotated as GS homeobox 2. Gene Ontology annotation, biological process: regulation of DNA-templated transcription. The coding region runs from base 298 to 1209 and encodes 303 amino acids. Gene Ontology annotation, molecular function: DNA-binding transcription factor activity, RNA polymerase II-specific; sequence-specific double-stranded DNA binding. Gene Ontology annotation, cellular component: nucleus. The record is from RefSeq and is a predicted model, not a curated record. The transcript has 2 exons. Lineage: Eukaryota; Metazoa; Chordata; Mammalia; Eulipotyphla; Talpidae.